AUGGCGGGUGCUGGGCUGUUCGUGUUUCUGCACGCGGAGAUGGUGGCGGAGCUGGGGGCUCGCGACACCGACCCCGGCCCUGGGGGACAGAAGAGGAGCCUGUCCGUCCUGGAGGGCACAGGCUUCCGCGUGGGCCAGGCUCUGGGCGAGAGCUCCACGCACCAGCCUGGCCCAAGUGUCUGCCCUGCCCCCCAGGCUGCCCCCGGAGACGCCGGCCUUCAGGGAGGAGCUGGAUGCCCUAAAGUUCCUGUGCAAAGACCUGUGGGUGGCCGUGUUCCAAAAACAGGUGGACGGCCUGUGCACCAACCACCAGGGGACCUACGUCCUGCAGGACAACAGCUUCCCUCUCCUCAUCCCGAUGGCCCUGGGCCUGCAGUACCUGGAGGAGGCACCCAAGGUAAGUUCCAGGUGGUGAUCCGGAAAUCCUGAGGGGCCCCAGGCCCCGGCCAGCCGAGCCCCACAGCUGCCCUGGCCCUCAGCCCCCUGGGAGACAGCACCCGGCUUGGCCCAGGACCCCCGGGCCACUGCCUUUGGGGCUGGUGGUGGGGACACCAUACUCUGGAGUCAAACGUGCUCAAGGGGUGGGUACCAAAGGGAGGGGGUGUCACAGGAGACAAUAAAGGUUGUGUGUGUGGAAUCAGAGUC
Messenger RNA from Lemur catta (Ring-tailed lemur), 645 nucleotides. RefSeq names its product trafficking protein particle complex subunit 6A (gene TRAPPC6A). Gene Ontology annotation, biological process: regulation of GTPase activity; endoplasmic reticulum to Golgi vesicle-mediated transport. Bases 1 to 429 code for a protein of 142 amino acids. Gene Ontology annotation, cellular component: TRAPP complex; cis-Golgi network; trans-Golgi network. The transcript has 5 exons. The record is from RefSeq and is a predicted model, not a curated record. Lineage: Eukaryota; Metazoa; Chordata; Mammalia; Primates; Lemuridae.